GCUCCUGGGCCAGGCUUCAUUCCCAGCUGCUCCUCCCAUGCAGGAUGGGAGACACUUGAACCCUUCCAGCCCUCCAGGGGUUGAAUUUCCUUCCAAAAUCUGAAGAUUUAGCACAAGAGCUGCUUGCAGAAAUACCUGCAGGCCAGCUGAGGUGGUGGCCCUGGUUGAAAAUCACUUGUAGGUAAAAACAGAUCUUCUCCAGGGCUUGGCACUGCCUCCCAAGCUGCCUUCCCCUCCUCAGUCAGCAGCAGCCACCUCCCAUCCCUGCGGGGGAAUGGCUGGGGAUGGGUCAAUCUUUAACCAAGCUGGGAAAGGACAUUUGUGAGAGCUGCCAGGGAGCUGCCUGGGCUCUGAGAUCCCUCCCCACAUUCAGGGAGGGGUUCAUGAGGGGUUUUCCUUCCCCUCUCAGAGCCCUGGCUCUGCAGGAUGGGUCUGAGCCCCUCCAAGGCGCACCCCAGGGUGACCAGGGUGGCCCCGGUGCCCAGGCAGGGGGAUGUGCCUGCUCUGAGUGCCCUGCACGGGCUCCCAGGAGAGCCAGGACAGCCCUGGGGAAAGCCCAUCUUCCACCUGGAGCUGCCACCUCUGCGGGAGACCUGGUACGGGAGAGCCUCUGCAGGGCCCCUCUCUCUGAACACCUCUCCAGGAAAGGACGGCACCAGCAUCAUCAAGCAGCACCCACCUCGAAGGCCCCAAAGGCUUGAACCUGCCAUCCCUCCACAAGCAAUCCCUCCUGCAAAGCCCUGGAGUCAGCGAGAAGUGGCUGCAAGCCCCAGACCAAAGGUGCUGGAGAAGAGAGGGCAAAGCCUGAAUCCCCUCCCUGGCAGGAGGCAGCACUUGCACAAGCUUCAGAUGCUGGACUUGACCCGCAAGCGGCGAGAGGCGGAGCUGAAGCGGAAUCUCCACAGGGAGGCGAAAAUCAAUAAGCAAAAAAUCAAGGAAUUCAGCCCCAAGGAUGCCCUUGACACUCCCCAGGGAGGUGACAGCGUCAGAAGCCCAGACCCCAUCCCUGCUGAGCACAGUCAGCCUUUUCCUGAAGACCACCCUGGAAACAGGUGGGGUGGAGGACUCUCCAGGCAGCCUGACAGGGCUGGACUCCCUCCAGCCAGGAAGGGGAAGGUUGACCUGUGGUUCUGCAGGGAGCCACGGAGCAGGGAUCCGUUCUGGGACUCCUCCAGCACGGGGUCAGAGGAGUGGGAGAGGGAAGAGAAGAUUCAUCACAAACCCACGCUUGUGAGGACCAAGACAGAGAGAGUUUCCCUUUUUGAUGACUUCUUUGACAGGGAUUUCUAGUGGCAUGGCAAGGGGUGUGCCAAAAAACAAACCCCAGCCCUGGAGGGGCUGGAAUCCUCCCAGAUGGAUGGGCUGAGGUUGGAGACAGCGCUGGCUGUAAGUGGAAUUUCUGUGAGUAUGGAAAGAUAUCUGGAAAUGAGGAGCUCUCUGAUGUGGGGUGAAUAAAAAUCCUCUGGGUUGUGUGGCUGAAUCCAGACAUCUGGGGAAGAAAGCCUUGGAUGGAGCACCAGUGAAAUGGGGGUAGAGAGAGGAGCAGGGGUUGGCAAAAAAACCCAAACCCAAGCAGAAGCUUGGGAAAAUUCUGGGUUAACCCCAAAUAUUAAAUUUCAGCUGAAAUGAAAAGUUUCAGUUGCCUUUAAGUUACUCAAUCUUCCUGUUUAAAUUGGGGUUAACCUUUUCUAAACCAUAAACCAGCUCAAAAUGCAAGGUAAAAUGAUUCAUUUAUGAAGUCUGUAAAUUAAUUUUUUUUGGCAUUUCUAAAAUAUCUCUUUGACUUUUGUGGCUUUUCUUUUUU
Molecule: messenger RNA, 1804 nt
Organism: Prinia subflava (tawny-flanked prinia)
Lineage: Eukaryota; Metazoa; Chordata; Aves; Passeriformes; Cisticolidae
Gene: CCDC198
Product: coiled-coil domain containing 198
Exons: 6
Coding region: 427-1290 (287 amino acids)
Source: RefSeq, a predicted model, not a curated record